UAAAUAGUAGGCCGUCCCCGGGUCUCACUACGAGGAUUAGCCUGUACAAACAGGAUACAACGAUGGGUGACACGGGCAGUGAGCGCUCCAAGCCUCCCAGUAUACCGCCGCGCUGUCCUUGUGGAUUUUGGGGGUCCAGCAAAACCAUGAAUCUGUGUUCCAAAUGUUUUUCCGACAUUGAGAAGAAACAGCCCGACGAGGACUGUGACCCAGAGCCCGCCUCCAGCUCCAGCAGCAGCCAGUCAGCCGCGUUCUGUAACGAGACAAACAGCAGCAGUAGCCAAUCCCUGUCGUCGGUGCCCGCCAGCUCAGUGGAGCCUUCGUGUGAGGGCUCGGGAGCCACGCCUCUCCCUGCACAGGAGGAAGUCUCCAGCACAGACACAGCCCUGGGCACCCUAUCCACCCCCACAAAGCGACCGUGCGACUCAGCCUCCGGGACGGAGAGCGACGCGUCCCCAGAGAAGCGUGCACGGGUGGGUGAAGGUCCCUCCUCAGAGGAGUCUUCCUCCUCCUCUUCCUCCUCCUCCUCCUCGCCCCGCGGCGCCAAGCAGAGGAGUCGGCGUCGCUGCCACCGCUGCCAGACCAGGCUGGAGCUGGUGCAGCAAGAGCUGGGGUCCUGCCGCUGUGGUCAGUCUGCUCUCACACACACACACACUUACACACACGCACACACUUACACACACACACACNNNUGUCUGUUCGACCACCUGGGCCGCGGGCGCGAGGAGGCCGUCCUCAAGAUGGUGAAGCUGGAGCGCAAGGUGGGCCGCUCCUGCCAGCGCAUCGGGGAGGAGUGCUCCUGAGCAACCCACACGGCCCAGCCAAUCAGAGAGGAGGAGUGCUCCUGAGCACCCACACGGCCCAGCCAAUCAGUGGAGGAGUGCUCCUGAGGAGGAGGAGCAGGUGGAGGUCCUGACACCCCCCUUUUGAGACUGUGCUCUUACCUCAAUACCAGACAAAGCACUGCUACUUGUUGCGCCCCGCAUGGGACUUAAAGUGGCGCACACCCCGCCCCCACCCCCCAAGCCCUUGAACCACCCCCCCGCCCCACCCCCUCCAUACUCACAUUUUUAAACCCCACCCACCUCCUACUCAACCUUUUCUUCUUUUUUUGGGAUCUGAUAGUUAACCUUGACACCCGCUAGUGUUGGGUGAGGUUAGCUGUCCUGAGCCUCAUGCGAGACCAGACCUCCGUUACACACAGGCUCCACCCUCCCACCCACACCCUCAACUACAACCAACCAAUCACUACUCUGUAUUUUCAGCCUUUACUUCUCCCAGAACGCCCCCACCCCAUCUACACACACCACACCUCAGGUCUACCCCCCCCCCCCUCUCCUUCACUACUGACACGGUGGCCAUUGUCCCCUGGGGCAGAGAACUUGGGACCUGACGGGCACCGAUUGGCCCAGGUGGGCUUCUGUUGAGCUGCUCAACCAAUCACCGCGUCCGUCAGGGAUUCCAUCCGCGACUCACUGUUACUAUGGAGACGGACACCUCGGAGAUUCUCCUUGGCGACGACGUUCAUACUACAGGUGCUGAAUGUCAGACGUCGAACUUUUAGACGGCAGGCAUUUCAGAUACUUGGUUGAACCUUCAUCUAUAUCUGGGGUCCAUGCAUGGUAAACACACACACACUUUUAUACUGUAUAUGGUUCAGCUAAUGUGUGUAGAUUAGAGCACAAGGAUGGAAACUGAAUCAAGCGGUACACUUUUGGCUCGGCAAAAACAGCAGAGCAACAUUAUUCAGGAGGAAGCUGAUGGGAGUUGUAGUCCAGGCUGAUGGGGGUUGUAGUUCAGGUCUUGAUAAAUAUAAUCCAUUAAGUCUUAGUUACAAACUUCCAUCCCAAUGUGUGAAUUGGUUUUGUGAUGCUCUGCCUCUAGUGA
Molecule: messenger RNA, 1887 nt
Organism: Osmerus eperlanus (European smelt)
Lineage: Eukaryota; Metazoa; Chordata; Actinopteri; Osmeriformes; Osmeridae
Product: AN1-type zinc finger protein 3-like
Exons: 6
Coding region: 63-803 (246 amino acids)
Molecular function (GO): zinc ion binding; DNA binding
Source: RefSeq, a predicted model, not a curated record